Juglans microcarpa x Juglans regia is the source of this 2084-nucleotide messenger RNA. RefSeq lists its product as uncharacterized. The transcript is spliced from 9 exons. The record is from RefSeq and is a predicted model, not a curated record. The coding region runs from base 822 to 1928 and encodes 368 amino acids. Lineage: Eukaryota; Viridiplantae; Streptophyta; Magnoliopsida; Fagales; Juglandaceae.
UCCGUUGCGGAUUAGUAUUACAUUCACAUAGACCUCGUGAUGACGACGAGAAGUCGCGCCUCAAGCCGAUGAGCGUUGUUGAAAUCUCUAUUUCAUUUUCGCUUUUUUCGUAGUUUUAAGUUUUUCCCAGAAAAAAAAAGAAAAACGUAUAGAAAGUAUAAAACCAAAGUAGGAGUGACGGUCCCAGUUUGGUGAGAUUUUUUUUCCUUUUUGUUUUCACUUUCUCAUUCCCUCUGUUUCUCCUUCAGAUUCAGAGUCUUCUCUGCCUCUCUCAGAGGCUUGUAGUAUUAUCAGGUAACCCUCGCAACAUUUUCAGUUGACCCAGAAGAAAUCCACUACUUCUCUCCUUUCUAAUCUCUAUUAUUGUGUAAAUAUCAUUUCAUUCCCCAAAUAUCAUUUUAAACCUUCCUGCAUUUCAGCUUCCGUGGAGGAUUUUGUUGAACAGUCCGUCCUGGAACUCACAGUUCAGGUCUAUCCUUUGAGUCUCAACUUGUCCUUUUGUAAUUCUUUGACGUUUUGGUUAGUUAGAGCUCCGUUCUAGUCGAUAUUCUUCGAAUAUUGGCCUCUGCUAAAUUCGCCGAAAUAAAGUGUUUUCUUCAGUGUCUUUGGAGAUUUAACAAGUGGGUAGAAGGUGAAAACCGCCUCAAUUUAGCAGAUAUUUAGAUAUACAUGCCAAAAUCUCGGCCCCAAUGAUCUAGAUACCCUUGGCUGCAGUCAGGGAGAAAAUGAGCUAUCUGAUGAAAUGUGGUUGGCCUGCAUUCAGUAGAAAUGAAGACUAUACAGCAUUUGUGAUAUCUCGUCACUAAAUGAAGUGAACUUCUAUGGAGUCACAGAGCACACAAGAAAUACACUCCUCAACCCAAGUUUCACAUGAGUCCCAAGGUGAACAACCAAACAACCACAAAACUGAGGCUCCUGUCACAGACUCAGGUUCAGUAUCUGCUUCGAGCAAUGAUAGCAAAAAGGUUUCACGCCAAGAUAUUGAACUUGUCCAGAAUCUUAUAGAGCGAUGUCUACAAUUAUAUAUGAAUAGAGAUGAGGUGGUUAAGACCCUCUUGACUCGUGCAAGGAUAGAUCCUGGAUUUACAACUCUUGUAUGGCAGAAGUUGGAAGAAGAAAAUGCUGAUUUUUUCAGGGCCUAUUAUAUACGGCUAAAAUUGAAAAAACAAAUCCUCCUCUUCAAUCAUCUGCUCGAGCAUCAGUAUCAUCUGAUGAAGUAUCCCGUACCUCCAAAGGUUCCUUUGGCCCCAAUACAAAAUGGAAUUCAUCCCAUGCCUGUUAACAACUUACCGAUGGGAUACCCUGUCCUACAGCAACCUUCCAUUCCAGCUGCAGGUCAACCUCAUCUCAACCCGAUGGGCUGUGGAAUUUCAAGCUGUCACGUGGUUAAUGGAGUCCCUGCUCCAAGCAAUUUUCAUCCCAUUCGGAUGAAUUCUGGGAAUGAUAUGGUGAUGGAGAGCAGUACUGCUGAUGUGACUCCCAUUGUUCCCCCAAAUGGCACCAUGUCAUCCAUGUCAGAGAUGGCUGUGAGUCCUACAUCAGUGGCAUCAAGUGGCCAUUUCCCCUUUACCACAUCAGAAAUAUCAGGAAUUGGGGUAGAUGCAUCAGCGCUUGAUACAGCAUUUACAUCAGAUGUGGCAAGUUCAGUAGGAUUGCAACUUGCGCCAGAUGGUGGAGCUGGAAAUUCCAGGGAUUCUCUGAGAUCGCUGGAUCAGAUACCGUGGAGUUUCAGUUUAUCAGAUCUAACAGCUGAUUUAUCAAACUUGGGAGACUUGGGAGCCUUGGGAAAUUAUCCUGGUUCCCCCUUUUUGCCAUCUGAUUCAGAGCUUUUGCUUGAUUCUCCUGAGCAGGAGGAUAUAGUGGAGGAGUUCUUUGUUGAUUCUGUACCUGGACCAUCAUGCUCUCCAUCAGAUGAAGAGAAACCUUAGAGAAAGGCGAGUCACAUCUGGUUUUGCUUUAUAUUGGUGAUGAUAGGAUAACAUUAAAGCAAUAAAUAAGAAUUCUUCUUCAGGUUUCUCAGCAUGUUGGGAUCUUCUUGUUAACGUAUUUGAACAUCGUACUAUGUAUUCUGCAUUAAUUUGCAG